Messenger RNA from Acanthopagrus latus (yellowfin seabream), 7994 nucleotides. Its product is annotated as KIAA0513 ortholog. Bases 4225 to 5481 code for a protein of 418 amino acids. The transcript has 14 exons. The record is from RefSeq and is a predicted model, not a curated record. NCBI's taxonomy places the organism in Eukaryota, Metazoa, Chordata, Actinopteri, Spariformes, Sparidae.
ACUGUUGCUGGUAUUUUGGCUCAUUCCUCCAUGCAGAUCUCCUCUAGAGCAGUGAUGUUUUGGGGCUGUCGUUGGGCAACACAGACUUUCAACUCCCUCCACAGAUUUUCUAUGGGGUUGAGAUCCCAUUUUCCAGGUUUGUCUGGGGGUAUUGUCUUCUCCAAUGAGUACAACAUCACUUUCAGUGGGUUUUCGGUGGGUGUCGGUGUGGCACAGCAGUGUGCUGACUUCAGGUCCGACAGGUAAUCCUUACGCCAGGCGUUUCAAAAGCUAGUUGUGAGUCUCUGCCUGUAUUUCCAUCUUCGAGUUAUCUCUGCCUUGUUGGCACUUGAGUGCUGUGUGUCAGCAGGGAAGGGCUUUGGUGGCAGAGAUGUCGUUUUCCCACCAGGAAGUGGGCUGGGGUCAGCGGCUGUGGUUCAUCCACUUCAUUGUGCACAAAUGUUAGAGGCCUUGAGCUUAUGACAGCCACUUCUGUCAAUAUUGUGCACAUCUCUUCAAAGUUGAGUGAAGCUCUCCCAAGUAUCUUCUUAAGGCAUGUCUUGACUGAUUGGACGAGUCUCUCCCAGAAUCCGCCCCACCAGGCUGCUCGCUCUGCGAUGAACUUCCAAGUGAUGCCUCUUUCUGAGAAGAACUCUAACAGAUGGGGUUCUUUGAUAGCUUUCCACAGCUCUUUGAUGUCCUGAUCAGCUCUCUUGAACGUUCUUGCAUUGUCUGAGUAGAUUGUUUUGCAUAACCCUCUUCUGGAGUUAAAUCUUUUCAACGCUAACAGGAAUGACUCUGUUGACUGAUCUGAGACCAGUUCCAGGUGUACCGUUCUGGUCACAGCAAAGGUGAAUAGUGAAAUGUAUGACUUGUAUGUCCGGCUUUUUCCUUGAAUCUUUUGCAUAUUGUGCAGUCAGCCACAGUGCUCUUGACUAGCUGCCUUGCACGUAAGAUCCAGUAUCUCUCACUCCUGAGUGCAUCACCUUUUCAUGACAGCUCUGUAUCAGCAGUUCUGAAUAUUGGUGUUUAUUGGGCAUAAUCCAUGGGUGCUGCUCUCUGAAAGUGAAGUUGGACUGCUGCAGCCUUCCUCCCACACUGAGCAGCUCGUGUUCAUCCAGGAACGGUUUCAGGUCUUUGAUCUUGCAGUCAUUGUUUAGGCUCUUUCCCACUUUCAGUUGUUUUAUUUCCUGGCUGAAACUCUGGGUUUGUGUUCCAGUACUUUUCUGCCUCGAAGAGCUCGUCAGCAGUCAGUUCUCCUCUUGUCUUUGUUUUUGUUUGAGCAUUGGCUAUGAAUCUCUUUAUCCAGCCUGUCACUCUGAGGACUCUUUUCAGCUUGCCAUAUCGUUCCAGUUCUAACACUGGUUCAAUGGGGUCUGUGUCGUUUGCAGCAAGCUGCACAGUGAUCUGUGGACUGGACUUCAGUUCUGCAUUCACUUUGACUGGAACGUCUUCAUUAUCAGUCUCCUCUGACUGAUUGGGUGAUGUCAGAACGCUGGGUCCGUUCCACUAUAGCUGGUUCUGUAUCAGGCUUUCAACACCUUGUCCUCUUGUGAGGAGGUCAGCUGGAUUGAUCUUCCCUGCGAUGUGUGACCAUGUCUCAGGGUUGGUCAGUGACUGGUUUUCGGUCACUCUGUUUGCAGUGGUGCUGUUGCCAUUCUCUAGUCAGAUCAGGUGGUAGCUCUUCAUCCCAGGAAAGUCCUCUCUCCCACAUUUCUUGAAACAUGCACUUGAUUCUGAUUGUGAAAGGUGUCAGGAACCCGAGUGGGUCAUAGAUGCGUGCAGCUGACUGCAGAACGCUUCUCUUUGUGCUCUUCUUUUCCUUUAGAAUGCUUAAUAGUGGUCUGAGCUCAAAGGUGAAGUCAUCAGUUCCUGGUCUCCACACUAAGCCCAACACCUUAGCACUGCUCCGUGUGUCUCUGGAGCCAGGGUGUGGUGUGCUGUGCUCUCCUCCCAUUUCUUCUCCAGCUCAUGAGAUUUAGUCAUCCACUUGCAGAGGUCCAUGCCUGCAGUUGACAGUAUUUGUUUAGCAGUUGUGGUCACAUGGUAGGCCUCUUCAACAUUGUGUGAACUUGCGAUGAAAUCAUUCAUGUACAGCGACUCCAUUAGUGUCUCUACAACUUCUGGUUGUUCUGUUUCAUAUUGUUUCAGGUGCUUUCUGAUUGUUGCUGCGAGCAGGAAUGGACUUGGGGAGGCUCAAGACACCACUCUGGUCAUCCUCAGCACACGCAGUUCUCCAUCCUCUUCUCCACUUGGUGGGCCUGUGAGCCACAAGAAUCUCACUGCAUCUCUGUCACUCUCCACUAGGGAGAUCUGCAAGAAAGCUUUUUUUUUUAUGUCUGGCAUGAAGGCUAUUUCGUGUUUUCUGAAUUUAAUGAGAACAGUGAGGAGAUCUGGAUUCAGAUUGGGUCCCGUGAGCAGACAGUCAUUGAGGGAUGGACAUCCAUCUUCAUGAGAUGACGCAUCAAACACCACUCUCAGUUUUGUGGUUACUUUGUCUUCUCUGAGCACUGCAUGGUGUGGUAAGUAGUAUUUCACAGUGUCUGCAUUUGUGUUGUCCUUGUAUCUGCUAUAGAAGGUGACAUCUUUCUUUAGUCUCUUUUUCAGACCUUCAAAUCGCAUUUUAGCAACCAUGUAGUUGUCUUGGAGCUCUGCUCUUUCUUGUUUCCAUGACAAUGCCACAUGGUAUCGUCCAUCUUUGAAGGUGGUUGUUCUCUCGAACAUCUGCAGAGCCUCUUCUUCAGCUGGGUUCUGUUUUUUCUCUCUUGUGAUACCCAGAGACUCAAUUUCCCAGAAUGCACUUAGCUGUUUGGAGACAACUGUGUCCUCUUCAAGUGGAAUGAACAUGCAGGUUGCCUUGGCUGCACUUGACAUGGACACUGGUCCCUGCACAGACCAUCAGAAGGUGCUCUCCACAGCAACUAAUGUCUCUGUCAGUCUCUCCACUCUUCCUGAGACCAUUUGCCAGUAGUAGUCAGCUCCUAUCUGGACAGAGAGCUCAGGAUCAUCAUCAUUGUCUGGGAAGUCUGCUAGUCUUAAUCUCUUUUUCUUGAGCUCAUAUUGAAUCUGGUCACCAGGAAUAUUCAUCACAGCUGUGCACACCUGUGGGGUUUCUGAGGCCUCAAUUUCAAUUUCUGGCUGUCCCAGACAUUCUCCAAUAUUACUCUCACUGUGUUGCAUCAUGACUUGUAGGGACAGAGGAGCCAAACGUGUGAAGAGUGAGUGUCUCUUGUCUUAUUAUUGGUAAGUUCAUUGAAUGAUGUGGACUGCUUCCAUGGCUUUCUUUCUGGGUUCUGUUCUUUCUGAGUGUAUGACGUUGUCAUUUGCAGUGCUCUUUCUCUGCUCUGAACCUCCUUCUGUAGGAAUUUGACUAUCUCAUCAACUUUCCAUUCAUCAUCACCUCCCCUCUGACAGCUAUAUUCAAGAGCUAUGUCAUCUGGAAUCAUCUUCAUUAAAAUUGAGCAUAGUAGGCUUCCAUAGGUGUCUGACACUACACCCAGUGACUCCAAGCUCCUAAUUUGAAUUUCACAUUAAUUCAUCAUAUAGCUGCCUUAAUGCAUGCACAUCAGAGGAUUUCUUUAGAGGAUUUAGAUUCAGCAGCCUUUACAUGUGAGCACUGAUCACCAGAUCUUUCCUUCCAAAUCUACUUUGUAGCAGAGUGAUCGCGCUGUCAUAAUUUGCAUCAGUUAGCAUCGGUCCUGCUACUGCCUUUGCAGCUGGUCCAGAGAGAUACGUCUUCAACAGAUUCUGGCUGCUAUGGAGAAAGGUGAUUUCAACUUUUGUUAUUCGUCCAGAUGUCCAGAUCCAGAUUCGAAAUAAUGUGGAAUAAGAAAGGCAAUACCUCGACACAGUACCUGCUGAACCAGUUUUGACCAUUUGUUUUUAAACUGUCCAUAACGAGCCCAGCAGUGCUAGGAGUGCAAUGCUGAACCAGUGGACUGCCUCUCAAAAGCUUGAGCACUACCCACUAACCUCAAUGCAACUGAGCCUGACUAAGUUGCAUUGACAUCACAGAGCCAACUAAUCAGGUUACAUGCAUCUUCCUCUGGAGCCACUAAAAGAUGCAUUAGCUUUGUGAAUUCACUUGAUGAUUCACUUGGAAAGUCUGCAAGAUCAAAACUAAAUAACAACAGUGACCUCAGUUAAAACCUCCAAUGAGCACCCACAUCUAUGUCCAUCCUCAUGUUCCCAUAGAGUAAUAAGUAGCUUAUUCAAAUAUACUGCUAAAAGGAAGGAACUUCUAACAUGGAGGGUGUAGCUGUGGACAAACUGAAUGACUAUGACCUGCCCUCAGAGGCAAUAAAUCCUAGUGUAGAUGGAGGCCAUAACCAAGGCCAUACAGACAUUUUCUCCCCAGAGCCCAAGUCUUUCAUGGGAAUCCACCAACAGCCCUUAUUGCCAGAGCCCAUGGCGCCAAGCAAACCCAGCUUUCACCACCAGCAAGAGGAACGAGAAAAUGACAGCAAUGCUACAGAGUCAGCAGACAGUGAGAAUGACAUGGACCCGCCCUCUCAUAUGUGGGAAAUGAGGAGGUCUUCAUCUUCAUCUGCUCACAGUGGAGAAGAUGCUGAAGCUGAGACAGCAGAGAGGAGGCGAUUCAUGAAGGCUUAUGUGGCAAAGGUGUUUCAUGGAAAGGAGGACUUUGACCAUGAGGAGAAGGCUCGUUUUGGAGAGCAGUGCAGUGGAGAGAAUGGCAAAGGCAGAGAGUGGUUUGCCAAAUACGUCAGCGCACAGCGCUGCCACUCUAAAUGUGUGAGUGAAGCCACCUUCUACAGACUGGUGCAGUCUUUUGCUGUUGUGCUGUUUGAAUGUUACCAAAUGGAUGACUACAGCCCAGCCAAGCACCUCAUGACUAUGUGCUUCACAUACUACUACAUUGGGAAAUCACAGCCAUCUCCCUCAGAGCUGCUGGAUCAUGGUGGUCCUCCAGCUGGCUUAGAUUUAUACCUCAACAAAGCCAACUCCUGGCUGACUGGGAAGAAGGAUGCGGCCGAGCGCAUCCUUAAAAACACAUCCAAGACUGACGUCAAAGGCUUCUUUGGAGGCCUGGAAAGCAAGCUGAGGAGCUCGAAGGCUCCAAAGACAGAAGAGGGGGAAAGCUCAGUUGAGACAAAGCCCAUAUCACCAGUGUCUGAGGCUCCAGAGAGAAAAAAAGAAAAGGUGUACCUGUACACCCACCUGAAACAGCAGCCCAUCUGGCAUACACUAAGAUUUUGGAAUGCUGCAUUUUUUGAUGCUGUUCAUUGUGAACGGAAGAAAAGAUCACCAACCACAAGGGAGAAGUGGUGUCAUAUGACCCAGGAGGAGAGGGACGACAGCUCCAAAAUUGAUGAGAACAUUGCCUUUGGUCAACUGGGGACAUUCACUCAUAACAUGCUGGCGUUUGGGCUCAGCAGGAAGCUCUGUAAUGACUUCCUCAAGAAGCAGGCAAUCAUUGGGAACCUGAAUGAAGAACAGUACAAGUUGCUGACUGACCACAUAGAGAAAAUGGCGGCAGAGUGAGUUCAAGGACAUCAGGUGGCAUUUCAAAGUCUCCACAUAACCGACUGACAGCACACACAUCAGCAAUUUCUUUAACUCAACAUUACAGUGACCAACUCUCCAUUUGACUGUUGUUGCGUUUGUAUGGGACACUGCUGAAAAUCAUUACCUGCUGUACUGAAGUGUGCUGUAUCAUGGCAAACCCUCUUUCUCCAAAUUGAUAAUAUGCAUUCUGUUCUGUAUCAGCAAUAAUACAACAUCAUCAGCUGGUGCAUGUCUUACUAUAUCUAACACCUGUCCUUGUGAACGUCUUUACAAUGAUUAGAAGCAAGAAGAGAAACCAUCCAGUAUAAAACCUUAAGAGCCUUAGUAUGAUGUCAGACUCUCUGGAUCUAUACAUUACACACAUGGUGUGUAGAUAAUAUUAUUCCCUAUGCUGUUUUAUUCUGUGUUUUCUUGGCAGCCAUAUUUAUUACAUGUUAGUGUAAAGUAUCUUACAACAGCUGCACUAUAUAUAUCCUCCUGCCUUGUUUCAUUUAACAUAAAUGUCUGCAUACAGUUCAAAGCAGACCCGGCUGUAAUAGCAUAUGGCAAUAAUAACUCAAAGUGCUUUAAUCUGCUCUUCAAGUGGCAUCAGGUCAGUUUUGAAUCACAAAGUCAGAGUUACUGAAUACUCUCUUAUGCUCGUCGGUGAGUUUCUUAACGCUGUAGUAUCGUAAUGGCAGAGUUAACAUGCAAAUGUAACUUGAAACAUCAAAUUGCUGUUUUUGAAAUGGCAGAAACAAUAUACCCCCAUGCCUUCUCUUCAGAAAAAGUUGAGUUUUAUGAGAAUUAUUCACUGCCUUGCAGAAUUGACACUCUUAUGUUUGUACAUUACUUAUUUCUACUGCAAGGUGAGAUAUCAUAUCUUAUUAUAAAGCCUGGAAACAGGUGUAACUACUACCGUGGCUCUAUCUGAAGGUAAAAAAAAAUUGCCUACCAGCUCCCUAGUUUAACACAGAUUUUGUGUUAGGGUUAGUGCCAUGACAAAACCAUGACUUGGUACGUAGCUGGGGGACUUGUUUUAAAACUUAAAAGAGACAACAUAAAAUGACUCCGUAUAGCCAAGCGUAAUCCAGCUCUCUCGAAGCUUGAGUUCCAGACACCUUAAGUGGGUGCACACAAGCUAACUUCUCAUUGCGGGCCCUCUAUAUACUUGGCAUACACCACAUGAGCUAUAUGGACUCUUUUUACAUUUCAAAACAAGUUGUCAUCUACUUCAGUCGUUUAGAAAAAUGCUUCUACACUGUUUUGCUGUGAAGCUCUUGAAAUCUUUUGUGGACUACAGUCAGACUUUUCAUUAGCACAGGGUUGAGCAGAUAAUGACAAGUUACUCAGAGAAAUGUUACUACCCAUUUGAAUCUCUUUGUCGCAAUUAAUAGUAUGUUACAAAUUCAUGAUAUAGUGGGAUUUUAUGGUAAUUUUAUGUUUUCAUUUAGAAACAUUGUUAUACCUGUGGGAGCAGUACAGACUGCUUAUCAAUCCAAAGUGCCUUCCAUUAAAGACUUAAUGUCCCUGUCUUUGACGUUACACUUGAUCGCCUGACCAAACACUCUUGCAGAGCUUGCAAUGAUCACUCUUAUUCAUUCUUCUCUGCAUGCAAAUACAUUCUAUUUCUGCGUUUUCUGUGAUGGACCUAAGUAGUAGUUUCAUUUGGUUGAACUGUGAUAGCCACAGCAUAGCUAAGCAUGUUGCCUGGCCCAUGGUACAGACCUGUCCUGCUGCAUGUGUAUCUACCUGUACAGCUAUCUAGAGUAGUACAUGCAAACACCAUCUAGUUAAUGUAAAAUGAGUGACUUUGAUGGGACAUUUCCUAAUUGUAUUACUUCAUCCUGCCACUGCAUGGUAGCAUUGUGUCUUCCUUUAUGACACUUCUCAAUGAGAGAUUCCUGAAUAAUAUUAUUAGUUGUUUCAAGAAUAUAUGUGUGCUUCUAAAAAUAAAUGAAAUAUGGUUAUCUACAUUUGAAACAUUUUCUGGCAGGUUGAAUUCAAUUUCAGAGUGAUUAUCUAUUUCAAACUACUGUGUCGAUGAAGCCAUUUUGUAAAUACUGUACAUGUUUUUCUGUAUGUCUUAAGAAUUGAAGAAUCAAGUGCUGUUGUUUGUGAUUUAUGUGUCUUUGAUUGUAAAUAUAUAAACAAAAGGUGUAAUAGUGCAUUGUUACCAUUAUCUCUAUCAGAAACACAAGUGUCUAACUGUAGUUGAACCUUAAGUGCGCCCCUGUUUAACAUGGACAUUCAAAGUAAUUGCAUAUGGUGUUGUGCAGUGAUCUCCAAUAUAAAUGUAAUCAUUCCUUCAAAGCUGAGUGAUAUGUUUUGAGCCACAUGCAGUACAAUCAUACAAAUUAUAUCUGUAAACUGUUUUCAGUUGACUAUGUUAAUUCUGUGUGUAAAGAUGUCCCUUUUGUGAGUCCAUUUGUAAAGUAUUGACCUAUAUAUUGUACUUGUUUUCUCAGCAUUGAGCCGUUUGCAUUACAAUUAGCCUCAUCAUCUCCACA